Tupaia belangeri chinensis (Chinese tree shrew) is the source of this 1322-nucleotide messenger RNA. It is a transcript of the gene CPA6, whose product is annotated as carboxypeptidase A6. NCBI's taxonomy places the organism in Eukaryota, Metazoa, Chordata, Mammalia, Scandentia, Tupaiidae. The transcript is spliced from 11 exons. Gene Ontology annotation, molecular function: metallocarboxypeptidase activity; zinc ion binding. Gene Ontology annotation, biological process: proteolysis. The coding region runs from base 1 to 1317 and encodes 438 amino acids. The record is from RefSeq and is a predicted model, not a curated record.
AUGAAGUUCCACGGGAAGCCCAGGACCCAGACAGCUGCUUUCCUGCCUCUUUGCUGGCUCUUUCUGAAGAUUCUGCAACCAGGGCACAGCCACCUUUAUAACAACCGCUAUGCUGGUGAGAAAGUGAUAAGACUUAUUCCCCAAACAGAAGAAGAAGCAAAUGCGCUGAAGAAAAUAUACUAUGAACUUCAGGUGGACCUGUGGCAGCCCAGCAGUAUCUCCUAUGUAUCAGAGGGAACAGUUACUGAUGUCCAUAUGUCCCAAAAUGAUUCUCGAGCCCUGUUAGCCUUCCUACAGGAAGUCAACAUUCAGUACAAAGUCCUCAUAGAAGACCUUCAGAAAGCACUGGAAAAGGGAAGCAGCUUGCAAACCCAGAGAAAGCGAAGAUCCCUAUCUGGAUAUAAUUAUGAAGUUUAUCACUCCUUAGAAGAAAUUGAAAAUUGGAUGCAUCAUCUGAAUAAAACUCAUUCAGGCCUCAUUCACAUGUUGUCCAUUGGAAGAUCAUAUGAGGGAAGACCUCUUUUUAUUUUAAAGCUGGGCAGAAGAUCACGAGCUUACAAAAGAGCUGUCUGGAUAGACUGUGGCAUUCAUGCAAGAGAAUGGAUUGGUCCUGCCUUUUGUCAAUGGUUUGUAAAAGAAGCUCUUCUAACAUAUAGGAGCGACCCAGCCAUGAGAAAAAUGUUGAAUCAUCUGUAUUUCUACAUCAUGCCUGUGUUUAAUGUUGAUGGAUACCAUUUUAGCUGGACCAAUGAUCGAUUUUGGAGGAAAACAAGGUCAAGGAACUCUUGGUUUCGCUGCCGUGGAGUUGAUGCCAAUCGUAACUGGAAAGUGAAAUGGUGUGAUGAAGGCGCUUCUAUGCACCCUUGUGAUGAUACAUACUGUGGUCCUUUCCCAGAAUCUGAGCCAGAAGUGAAGGCUGUAGCUAACUUUCUUCGAAAACACAGAAAGCACAUUAGGGCUUACCUCUCCUUUCAUGCCUAUGCUCAGAUGUUGCUUUAUCCCUACUCUUACAAAUACGCAACAAUCCCUAAUUUUAGUUGUGUGGAAUCUGCAGCUUAUAAAGCUGUGAAUGCACUUCGGUCAGUAUAUGGAGUAAGAUACAGAUACGGACCUGCCUCCAGAACAUUGUAUGUGAGCUCUGGUAGUUCCAUGGACUGGGCCUACAAAAAUGGAAUACCCUAUGCAUUUGCUUUUGAACUACGUGACACAGGGCAUUUUGGAUUUUUACUCCCAGAGACGCUCAUCAAACCUACCUGCACAGAGACCAUGCUGGCUGUGAAGAAUAUAACAAUGCAUCUGCUGAAGAAGUGUCCCUGAAAGGU